AUGGAACUUCUGACUGUUACCACCACUAUUAUUAUUAUUUUCCCCCUGGGUGUCCUUGUUGUUCUUCGUUGCGGUGGUGCCGACGAUGCUGGCCUGGUUUGUUUGUUGUUAUUAUUAUUUCUCUGCGUGCGCGGGGGGUUUGGGGCUGCGGCGGUGAGCGUGGUGGGCGACCUGCUGGCACGCUUUCCAAUCGCGCCCCUUUUCUCCACUCCGUGUCUCCUGCUGUUUGUUUCCCUCCCAUUGCUCUCGUCCCCCUUCGCCACAGGGACGAAUCUGCGCAGCACUCGGGAUGGGCUCCACGGAGAGUGCGGACAUGCUCGCAGCCUCUUCCUGCUGCAUCGUGCGCAUUCGCUUGCGCAUCAUUUCCCUUUUCACUUUCGCUCCCUGACCGGCACUUGGACUCCACGGCUCUGCCGUUCAUGGGGUGCCGAGGCCGACGAAAGGUGCCGCACAUUCGUGUGUUUCCCCCGGGAUAUGUCCGGCGUGCGGCCGUGCACCGUGCGGUGGGAGGGGGGCGGCGGGGAAACGGUGUGGGCGGCGCCAACGCAGCGGGAGGGGCGCGGCGACGUUGCCUCUUGGGCGAGUGCGUUUGGGAGGGUAUCCUUCGGCGGUUAG
Messenger RNA from Trypanosoma conorhini, 615 nucleotides. RefSeq lists its product as uncharacterized. The coding region runs from base 1 to 615 and encodes 204 amino acids. NCBI's taxonomy places the organism in Eukaryota, Euglenozoa, Kinetoplastea, Trypanosomatida, Trypanosomatidae. The record is from RefSeq and is a predicted model, not a curated record. The transcript has a single exon.